UGCCGCUGGCUCUCACGUGCCGGCCGCCCGCCCCGUCCCCUUAGCCCCUCGCCUCGCUCGGGGAGGGACGUGACCACCCGGUGCCUGCUUUCCACCCCGGCAGCCGCCGCCGCCGGCCCGGCCCGCCCGUGACGUCACCCGCUAGCCCCGCCUCCUCGAGGGUCCCGGGCCCUGGCGGCGGGGGCUGCCCCCGGGAGUCGGUUGAGGCGGCGGGAGCUCGGCGGAGGGGCGGGCCCGGUGACUGGUCCGGGCCAUGCCGAGGAAGAAGCCCUUCAGCGUGAAGCAGAAGAAGAAGCAGCUGCAGGACAAGCGCGAACGGAAGCGAGGACUUCAAGAUGGGCUGCGCUCCAGCUCCAACAGCCGCAGCGGGAGCCGGGAGCGGCGGGAGGAGCAGACCGACACCUCGGACGGGGAGCCUGUGACCCAUCACAUCCGCAGGCUUAAUCAGCAGCCUUCCCAGGGCCUGGGUCCGCGGGGCUACGACCCGAAUCGAUACCGGCUGCAUUUCGAGCGGGACAGCAGGGAGGAGGUGGAGAAGAGGAAGAGAGCAGCCCGGGAGCAGGUGCUGCAGCCGGUCAGCGCCGAGCUGCUGGAGCUCGACAUCCGGGAGGUCUACCAGCCCGGCUCAGUGCUGGACUUCCCCCGCCGCCCGCCUUGGAGCUAUGAGAUGUCCAAGGAGCAACUGAUGAGCCAGGAGGAGCGGAGCUUCCAGGAGUACCUUGGGAAGAUCCACGGGGCGUUCACCUCAGAGAAACUCAGCUACUUUGAGCACAAUCUGGAGACUUGGAGACAGCUGUGGCGAGUGUUAGAGAUGUCCGACAUUGUCCUGCUUAUCACUGAUAUCCGACAUCCAGUUGUAAACUUCCCGCCAGCACUUUACGAGUAUGUGACUGGAGAGCUUGGACUCGCCUUGGUGCUGGUCCUGAACAAGGUGGAUCUGGCCCCGCCAGCCCUCGUGGUGGCCUGGAAGCACUACUUCCACCAGCACUACCCCCAGCUCCACAUCGUCCUCUUCACCUCUUUCCCACGGGACCCCCGCACCCCACAGGACUCCAGUAGUGUCUUGAAGAAGAAUCGGAGGCGGGGGAGAGGAUGGACUCGGGCUCUGGGGCCUGAGCAGCUGCUGAGAGCCUGUGAAGCCAUCACUGCUGGGAAAGUGGACUUGAGCAGCUGGCGGGAGAAGAUCGCCCGGGAUGUAGCUGGGGCCACCUGGGGCAACGGCUCCGGGGAAGAGGAAGAAGAGGAGGAUGGGCCAGCAGUCCUGGUGGAGCAGCAGACUGACUCAGCGAUGGAGCCCACGGGCCCAACCCGGGAGCGCUACAAGGACGGGGUGGUGACCAUUGGCUGUGUGGGUUUCCCCAACGUGGGCAAGUCCUCGCUCAUCAACGGGCUGGUGGGGCGCAAGGUGGUGAGCGUCUCCAGGACCCCUGGGCACACGCGGUACUUCCAGACCUACUUCCUCACCCCGUCCGUGAAGCUCUGCGACUGCCCUGGCCUGAUCUUCCCCUCCCUUCUGCCCAGGCAGCUGCAGGUCCUGGCAGGGAUCUACCCCAUCGCCCAGAUCCAGGAGCCCUACACGGCCGUGGGCUACCUGGCCUCCCGCAUCCCCGUGCAGGCCCUGCUGCACCUGCGCCACCCGGAGGCCAACGACCCCUCAGCAGAACACCCCUGGUGUGCCUGGGACAUCUGCGAAGCCUGGGCAGAGAAACGCGGUUACAAGACAGCCAAGGCAGCCCGCAACGACGUGUACAGAGCGGCCAACAGCCUCCUGCGGCUGGCGGUGGACGGCCGCCUCAGCCUGUGUUUCCACCCGCCGGGCUACAGCGAACAGAAAGGCACCUGGGAGUCUCAUCCAGAGACCACGGAGCUGGUGGUUUUACAGGGCAGGGUGGGGCCAGCAGGUGACGAGGAGGAGGAGGAAGAGGAAGAGCUGAGCAGUUCCUGUGAGGAGGAGGGAGAGGAGGACCGGGAUGCGGAUGAGGAGGGAGAAGGGGAGGAGGACACCCCAGGCUCAGCUCCAGGGUCCAGCCUGGCCGCCCGAAACCCUUAUGCCCUGCUGGGUGAGGACGAGUGCUGAGUCCCCGCCCAUGGCCAUCUUCCCACCCACUGUCUCUGCUUUUGGACUGACCCAGGGGUAUCAUCCCUCCGCCACCCCAGUUGUGAAUAAAGAUUGUCUGCUUUGUAGCCCCUUCCCCAGAUGAACUGAGGUGAGAGCGCUGCUUCAGGCUGAGCUGCGGGGGCCUGUCUCCUCCGCCCUUCUUUCCAUAUACUCUCUUUGCAGUUAACUCAGCGAGUUCUUAGGCCCUGAAGCCUGCCUCCUGCCUGCUCUCCCACCAUGCAACUUAGGAAUCCCAUCAUGCACAUGGGGCGGGGCGGUCCAAAUCCAGGCCUCUUGGAGUUGGUGUGGGUCCCUCUGACCGGAGCAGCAGCCCUGCGCGCCCCCUGCUGCCUGACCUGGGUUAUACCAGGAGCUUCUGGGAGAAGGUUCCCAGACUGAUGCCUUCAAGGAAGAUUUUUACAGGAAUUUUUCAAAUCCAACAAAUGUUUCUCGAGGGUCUGCCACGUGUGCUGACCCGGAUUAAGUGCUGAUCCUAGAAAGGUGCACACACAGGGACCUGACCGAAAUUCGCAGCCCGGCUGCGAUGCAGAUCCCAUCCUGUGAUGGCCGAGCAUUCGGGUUAGCAAGGGCAUUCAGUGUUCUCCAAAUCCUGGGCUUUCAACUGCUGUGAUUCUUCCUUUUGGUAGAAAUCUUUAGAAGACUCGGCAACUGAAAGUCUAUGCAAGACUUGAGAGAGGGCACAGAACCAGCCUCCCGAGUCCCGGGGAGCACUGGUUUAGGGGCUGUGCUGGGAGGCAGCAGGUGGUCAGGGCCACCAUGGUGUGUGGGAUCCAAGUUUCAGCAGCAGCCAUCUCUGGUGAGUCAGGGCUUACGUGUGACUGCAUUCUCUGUAGUUGACCCCAACAGCGAGAGUUACGUCUUGGAGAACAGGGAGGAUGGGCUUUGCUUUGUGGGCUGCUGCAGUGUGGCUGGGCUGGAUGGCAGCGAAAUGGGCAGUUUGCCAGGGUGACCAUUAGCUGUCAGGAUGAGAAGAGGGAGCACCAGAUUGCUUCUCCUCGGUCACCACAUCCCCAUUCGGGCCCCGCGUCACUGGGCAGUUGCUCUAACGGCCAGCAGAGACCCUGUCACCCAAGGAAGCAAAGAAAAGUCAUUUAGAAGCGACUGCACAUCCCUUCAAAGCCCACACCCUCCCUGGUCCUAGCGGGACAAACGUGCUGACAUGUGUGUUCCCGUGCAAGGUUGACAUACCCAGAGCGUGUGAAUGUGCUUGCAGUCGGCCCAGAGUGCACUGGAAAAGGGAAAUCUCCCAGCUGGGAGAGCUGCCACCUGUCUCAUCAGGGGCUCGGUAGCUCCACAGAUGGCUCUUCUGAUGGAGGAAGGGGGAGCCCUAGGCUGUUCCCUGGAGGGUUCCUGAUGGUCAGGGAUGCUCGGGGGGCUUCUCCACUGCAGGAGGUGGGGCAGGGGCGUUGGAUCCAUUUCCUUAAGAGGAAGAAAAGUCAGUGCUGUUGGUAGCCCUGCUGCUUUCCCUGUGUUGCUGGUCUGGGGCACCUACAUCAGCACUGAUGAGUGAGGGGGCCCUAGCGGAACAGAGGUGCAAGCUGAGGCCUGAAGACCCUUUAACCAGACGUGGGGCAGACAGAGGUGCAAAGCUGGGGAACGGUGAGGCUGGAGAGGUAGGGCUUGGUCCAGCUGCUGCUGGGCCCUGGCAGCCAGUGGGAGGUGUCAGCUUCAGGAGAGGACCUCUGAAGACCGUUAAGCCCUGGACCAAAAGAGAACCGUGCCUUGGAGAGAGCCCCGAGGCUGGAGCGUGGGAAGUGCUGUAGACGGGAGAGAUCAGAGUGAAGGGAAUGGGAGCCAGAGAGGGGGUGGUGGCACAUGGGAAGAAAGGGACUGGAUUUCUGUGGGGCGCUCAGGGGCCAGCGUGGAGGGGCCUUGGGGUUCUUUGGCCGUGUGGUGAGGGGAGAGGCGCGCGCCAAGAGUGCACGUGGGGCCUCUGAGUUGGCAGCUGAGUAGGUGAUGGGGUUUGGGGAAGAAGGGGCCUCCCUGGAGACCGAUCUGGGCAUGGGCAGGGAGGAGGACGCGGGUGAGGGCAUCCAAGGUGCGCAGCAUGAGAGGAGAAGGCUGAGGAAGCGCGGGCACGUGUGAGCGAGCCGGGAGAGAAGUAGCUAGGCAGUUCCCUUGGAGAGGUGAGCUCGCGGGCCCGGGUGUCGGAGGCGUGGCGGCGGCGGAGGUGGGGAGAGCAUUGCCAAGAAGCUUGGCUGUGGUUGCAACGAAGGAGAGGUGGAGGGAGUUGAGGCUUGCCCGUGUCUGGAGCGUUUUGCUCAGGUGUUAGGAAGCAGGAGCAGGCGCAGGGGGUGGGCUGAGCGCGCAGGCAGCGGGCGUUGGCGGUGGGGAGCUGGGAGGGUCCUGGGGCGGGGACCACCCUCAGGCGGGAGCCCUUGGCUCCAGGUCACCUCCCAAGAAACUGCGCUGACAUUCAGCCGGCUCGCACUGGUAGUCGUUAAAACACUUCUGUACCAGUUAGUGAGUAGUACAAGAGUAACUGCGGUAAGCAGUAAAAGUAAUUCUAAUACGAACACAUCGGUUGGCAACAGCCAUUGGAAAAUGGGCUUCCCCCGGCACCCAGGAAGCUUUGCAGCGCCAUCUGCCGGUGAGGAAGCACCACUGCAGGCCGAGAGGCUGCUUUGCACCUUUACUAAACACUGCAAAAUUGCCUGCUCAGAUUACCUUCGGGCUAUGGAGUUGCUACUGUUUCUGGAUAGUUUAGCUUCUACCUUGACUUUAUUGUUAGUGCAUCGUCGCUCUUGUGUCGGAAGCAAGUUUCCGUGUUUUACUAUUUACAAAUUCUAGAAUUUUUAAUAAAAUGUUAAAGCCAAACUUGAAUGAAGAG
Molecule: messenger RNA, 4949 nt
Organism: Lepus europaeus (European hare)
Lineage: Eukaryota; Metazoa; Chordata; Mammalia; Lagomorpha; Leporidae
Gene: GNL1
Product: G protein nucleolar 1 (putative)
Exons: 12
Coding region: 254-2077 (607 amino acids)
Molecular function (GO): GTPase activity; GTP binding
Source: RefSeq, a predicted model, not a curated record